Molecule: messenger RNA, 1671 nt
Organism: Chanos chanos (milkfish)
Lineage: Eukaryota; Metazoa; Chordata; Actinopteri; Gonorynchiformes; Chanidae
Product: tripartite motif-containing protein 16-like
Exons: 6
Coding region: 1-1671 (556 amino acids)
Molecular function (GO): protein binding; zinc ion binding
Source: RefSeq, a predicted model, not a curated record
AUGGCAGAAGCUUCUUUCUCUGUCCAGGAAUCAUUCAUCUGUCCAGUCUGUCUGGAUCUACUUAAGGAUCCAGUGGCUAUUCCCUGUGGACAUAGUUACUGUAUGAACUGUAUUAAGGGCUGCUGGGAUCAGGAUGAUCAGAGAGGAGUCUACAGCUGCCCCCAGUGUAGACAGACCUUCACCCAAAGACCUGUUCUCAGUAAAAACAUUACGCUGGCUGAACUGGCUGAGAAACUGAGGAAAACAGGACUCCAAGCUGCUUCUCCUGCUGUCUGUUAUGCUGGACCUGGAGACGUGGAGUGUGACAGCUGCACUGGGAGAAAACUCAAAGCUGUCAAAUCCUGUCUGGUGUGUCUGGCCUCAUUUUGUGAAACUCACCUCCAGCCUCACUAUGAAUCUCCUACCUACAAGAAACACAAGCUGGUCGAAGCCUCUACACAAUUACAGGACAGGAUCUGCUCUCAACAUGACAAAGUAGUGGAGAUUUACUGUCGCUAUGACCAAAAAUUGAUCUGUUAUUUGUGUACAAUGGAUGAACACAAAGGCCAUGAUACAGUCUCAGCAGCAGCUGAAAGGACUGAGAAACAGAGACAGCUGUUGGAUACCAAGAGAAAAUCCCAGCAGAGAAUCCAGGAGAGAGAGAAGGAGCUGCAGGAGCUGAAACAGGCUGUGAAGUCUCUCAGGAUCUCUGCACAGACAGCAGUGGAGGAUAGUGAAAGGAUCUUUACUGAGAUGAUUGACUUCAUUGAGAGAAGACGCUCUGAGGUGAUAGAACAGAUCAGACUUAAAGAAAGGGCUGAACUGAGUGUGGCUGAAGAUCACAUGAAGAAACUGGAGCAGGAGAUUUCUGAGCUGAGGAAGAGAGACACUGAGCUGGAGCAGCUUUCACUCACAGAGGAUCACAUCCAUUUCCUCCAGAGUUUCCAGUCUGUCUCUGUUCAUUCAGGAGUGAAAGAGUUACGCAGCAUGACUGUCAAUCCAGUCUUCUCUUUUGAGGAUGUGAGGAAAUCAGUCUCUGAAAUGAAAAGGAGGCUGGAGGAAUCCUUUCAUGAGGAGACAGUCAAGAUCCCAGAAAAAGUCACUAAAGAGCUGUUUUUCUCACCUGCUGAGCCCAAGACCAGAGAGGAAUUCGUACAGUAUUCUUGUCAGCUCACACUGGAUCCCAACACAGCAAAUAAACACCUCCAUCUGUCUGAGGGGAACAGAGAGGUGACAUUGACUCGAAUAAUUAAGUCACAUGUUCAACAUCCAGACAAAUUUGAUCGGCGGGAGCAGGUUCUGUGUAAAGAGAGCCUGACUGGACGCUGUUACUGGGAGUUUGAGCUGAGUGGGUGGGUCACUGUGGCAGUUUCAUAUAAAAGCAUCACCAGGAAAGGUCAGGGCGAAGGCUCUUUGUUUGGAUACAACAGUCAGUCCUGGAGUUUGGCUUGUUUAGGAUCCAGAUACACUUUCAGACACAAUAAUAACGACACUGAAAUCCCAAUAGUUUCCUGUAGUUCCAAAAUAGGAGUGUAUCUGAAUCACAAAGCAGGAACUUUGUCCUUCUACAGUGUCUCUGACACAAUGACCCUCAUCCACAGAGUCCAGACCAUAUUCACUCAACCCCUCUAUGCUGGAUUUGGGUUUCAUUAUUAUAAAUUAGGAAAAGUUCGGAUUCUAAAUUAUAAGUAG